GACCUCCCCUCCGCUUGCGCAAUAACGCGGCGUCGUUGUCUUGGCCGUCAGGCGGCGGCAGCAGCAGCGGAGGAGGAGGAGGAGGAGGAGGAGGAGGAGGAGAGAAAAAAAAAAGCAAAGGAGUUGGCGGCGGUGGCGGCGCCGCUGGGAGACGGGAGAUGGAGCAGCCGUCGCCGCCACCACCGCCGCCGCAGGAGUCGCUGGGGCGUCGCCUCCCCCGACUCCCUCAGCCGCUGCUGUUUGACAGAGGAGCCCCACCAGCCAGUCAUGUUUAAGGAUAAGUGGUGGAGAUAAGCAUGAGACCAGCGUGGCACAGCUGCAUGUGUAUUCACUCUUGAAGCAAUUGCACACUUAUUGGCUGACAAUCUUGGCAUUUUUAGCAAAAAAAACCCCACAAAAUUUAAAGACACAGGGCAUCUGUGUUUGACUUGUUAAACAAACUUGUUUGGUGUCAUCUGAUGGAGCCAUCUGGUGGUGAACAACUCUAUGAUGACCCUGACCUUGGAGGCAAGUCUCAAGAUCCAGAGACCAAAAGGCAGCAUGAGUCAGAGCAAAAACUGUCGAAAAUUACCCACAAUGCCUUUGAGAACAUUAAUGUGAUUGGUCAAGGCUUGAAGCACCUCUUCCAGCAUCAACGUAGGAGGUCUUCAGUGUCUCCCCAUGAUGUUCAGCAAGCUCAGAUUGAUAUGGAGCCUGAAAUGGAAUUGGAAAACCAAAACAUCUGUGCUGAAAUUGAUGGUGUCUCUACCCACCCUACAGCUCUAAACAGAGUUCUCCAGCAAAUCAGAGUGCCACCUAAAAUGAAGAGAGGAACAAGCCUCCAUAGUAAGCGGGGCAAGUCAGAUCCGCCAAAGGGAAGCCCCCAGAUCAACAGAAAGUCUAUCCAGGAUAUUCAUUCAUGCCGGCCUAGAUCCUCAUCAACUACUGAUGCCCCUACUAAUUUGUCGGUGCUGGAGAUGGCCUCUCCUGUUUGCCUAGCUGGUGAAGAGAUUGCAUCGGCAGAGCGGAUCGAGCGGUUAGAUGUAAGUAGCCUAGCACAAACAUCUAGCGCAGUGGCCUCAAGCAUAGACUGCAGCAUCAAUGCAGACUCUGUUGAUGGAACACCAGAUCCUCAGCGCACAAAAGUGGCCAUCACCCACCUGCAGCAGAAGAUACUGAAGCUGACGGAGCAAAUCAAAAUAGAACAAACAGCCCGGGAUGACAAUGUGGCAGAAUACCUGAAAUUAGCCAAUAAUGCAGACAAGCAACAGAGUGCCCGCAUCAAGCAGGUAUUUGAGAAGAAGAACCAGAAGUCAGCCCAGACCAUUCUCCAGUUGCAGAAGAAGCUAGAACACUACCAUCGGAAGCUACGAGAGAUUGAACAGAAUGGCAUCCCUCGACAGACCAAAGAUGUCUUGAGGGAUAUGCACCAGGGAUUAAAGGAUGUGGGAGCAAAGGUCACCGGCUUCAGUGAAGGAGUGGUAGACAGUGUUAAAGGUGGACUUUCCAGUUUCUCCCAGGCAACCCAUUCAGCAGCAGGGGCUGUUGUCUCCAAACCCCGGGAGAUUGCCUCGCUCAUUAGGAACAAGUUUGGGAGUGCAGACAAUAUUGCUAAUCUGAAGGAUGCUUUGGAAGAAGGUCAAGAAGAUGGGACUGGGGGAAAGACUUUAGGCAUUCAUAACUUUCAGUCAAGCCCGAAAUAUGGCAGUGAGGAAGAUUGUUCCAGUGCCACAUCAGGUUCAGUGGGGGCCAAUAGCACCACUGGGAUCCUUGUGGGAGCGUCAAGCUCCAAAACAAACACUAUGGAAAUGCAAAGCUCAGGGUUUGAUGCAAUAUUGCAUGAGAUUCAAGAGAUCAGAGAGAAUCAAGCACGACUGGAGGAAUCCUUUGAGAACCUCAAGGUUCACUAUCAGAGGGAUUAUUCCUUGAUAAUGCAGGCUCUUCAGGAAGAGAGAUACCGAUGUGAGCGGCUAGAGGAGCAGCUGAAUGACCUGACUGAACUCCACCAGAAUGAGAUUCUCAAUUUAAAGCAGGAAUUGGCCAGCAUGGAGGAAAAAAUAGCUUAUCAGUCCUAUGAGCGAGCCAGAGACAUCCAGGAGGCGCUGGAGGCAUGUCAGACCAGAAUCUCAAAGAUGGAACUGCAGCAGCAACAGCAGCAAGUUGUCCAGUUAGAAGGCCUUGAAAACGCCACUGCCAGGAACCUUCUGGGCAAAUUAAUCAAUAUCCUCUUGGCUGUCAUGGCUGUUCUAUUGGUCUUUGUCUCCACCGUGGCCAACUGUGUUGUCCCCCUCAUGAAAACUCGCAGCAGGACGUUCAGCACUUUAUUUGUAGUGGUCUUCAUUGCCUUUUUGUGGAAGCACUGGGAUGCCAUCACUGGCUACUUGGAACGGUUCUUUUCGCCCCCUAGAUGAUGUCAAGAAGAACUGGCUGUUGCCCCACCCACUCCGGUUUGCUCUGGCCAGUGAGCGCAGCAGAGCCUAAUCGGCAACUCCUUCCUCCGCUGAAGUUUUAAAAGUGUCAGAGUGUGAAUUUGUUUACAGUUAAAAUAACGUUUUCUCUCUACGAGACACAUUGGCAAUAGCGUUUUUUAGAUUUUAUUCAAGAGCUCUUUUUUGGCAGAAAUCCUGGAUACUUUUUAUGUAGCAUGGUUCUCUUUGGAUGCAAAUCUUAAUAUUCCUUAAGUGUACAAAAAUAAAACACCAAUUUGGAGCACACCAAUGGGCAAUUUAAAUUAUGGCUCAAACUGCUGUACUAAACCUGUUGGGAAGAGGAAAAGACAAUUACAUAAAGCAUUAAAAAAAAAGGUUAACCUAGUGCACAGCGGUACCGUCAUGAUCCCAUAAUGCUACUGUGAAACCUGACCACAUUCCAUGUCCGAAUGUAAAGCUUCUGAGUGGCUUUCUCUAAUGGAAGACCACUGUAAUACAUGGAACUCCUUGGAUCCGGUGCUGGGUUUGCUGCUUCUGCUAACCUGGCAUCCACACUCAUUCUGUAAGGCCUGUUAAACUUUUUGGCUAGGUAUAUGAAGUGGAUGAAUUAUACCGUACACAGUUACUGCACAGUUGUACUACAGUAUUUUGAAGUAGCCCUUUAAAUACUUUAAGCAAAAGCCCUUGGUCGCACUUUUACUGUUUUUUAAUAUAUGUAUAGUCACAGAUUUUAAAAUCCGAAUGGCAUACUUGAAGAGUGUAAUACUCAAACUCUCAGUGCUUCCUUAUUGUUUCUAAUAGGAUUUUUUAUUAUUCUUAUUGGGGGUUGUUUUUGAACUUAGUGGUUGGGAGGGUCAUCUCCUUUUUUCCUUUAAAAUAAAGAAGUGAUGUUCUUAAAUGAAGAUAUGUGUGAAUAACUGUGAGCUGUCUUGUCCUGAAAUAGUUUUGAGGAGGGCAGAAAGUAGCUUCUACUGCAUCUUGAGUGCUGACCUACUCAGAUGGGAUCUGUGUCCUCCUUAACUUGCAGAAUAAUGCAGCACCAUGAAAAGAAGUCCCCUUUCUCCUCCUGUCAGUCUUCACAUAGUUUCUUUUUAUUUUAUUGGGAGCAGGGGCAGGGGAGAACUGAAAAACUUUCCCCUAGAUCUGUUGCAUCUAGGCUGAAUAUUUUUAUGGGAAUAAGGAAAUCCUUGUCUGUCUUAAGGAAAGAUGAAAGGUAACUUUUGAAAGCAACUAAGUGAAUGAGCAGAAGUUCUGUUCUGAGAAAAGAAAUUGGUACUUGGGAGUCUUGAUCUCACUGGUAAUCCAUAGGACUUAAACUUUUCAGUUUAGGCUCCUACAUGCCAAAGUUGGGGUUGUAGCUGGGAUAAUCUGCAUCCAGUCAACUUCAGGUCUAUUCAAAAAGUUACCUUGUGUCUUUAAGGGAAGAGUAAAUGCUUAAAGAAACAGCAGGUCAAAAGGCCAAUCCCUUAGAUAUCCCCAGGGUUAAUUUAUUUCUCAAAUAAACCCCUGAUAAUUGAAACCAAAGUUGUCCUAUUAGCAAACUAACAGUGUUCGCUGUUGGUGUUUUUUGUGUUUAGAUGAUGCCCCCCCUUCAUCUUGUUCCUGCAUAGUAUGUCAUAGAGAGAACCUCCUUCCCUCUACAGGUAAUUCUAUUUGGUUCAGCUUUAUGGUCAGCUGGUUGUACAUUACCAAGUAGUAGGGGAAACAGAAUUGCCACUGGCUUGUGCUGCUUCCUCCCCCCACCCCCAUGUUACUCUACAUUGCUUCUCCCCGAUUUUAACAUGCAAAGCAGGGACUCAUGCUACAGAUGUCCCCCACAGAACUUGCCCAGGGCAAGAUGGGCGUUUAGAAGAGAAGUGAUAUAAGAAGCGUCAUGAGCUACUUUUACUUCUGCCUUUUGAAAACAAGUGAACUGUCCCUGACAUUGAAAAUGCCAGUUAGAUUUGUGACUCUUCAGCCAUGGCGUCAUGUCUUUCUGCAGCCUUUUUAGUACUGGCCUACAGGGUUUAUAUCUGUGGAAUUCAGAUUCAUUCUUAAUUCUGCCUAUCUGUUUUCACUAUGAAACACACACACACAAAAGUAUUAUUUUACAUUGUUGGGAUUUAAUGAUUUACUGUAAUCCAUUCUUGGCCAAUGUUCUAUCUAAGAACCUAACAAUGCCCAAGUGACCUAAGAUGGUGUGGAACAAGGAAUGCAGGAACUCUUGCUGUUAGGACUUUGUUCUUUAGAAUGGGGGUCCCAUCUCCUUUGAAUUCAUAAAUGGAACUUGCUCUUUCGAUUGGUAUCAACAAGCAACAGGAAACCUUUCCUCUGCCCUAAUCGUCAUUCAAAGGUUCAGCAUAUUUCCAGAACUGCAGCUCUUCCUAUACUCAGAUUCCUCAUGCGAAAACCAUCACACCUCAACACCGAGCAAAUAUCUGCUUGUCCUUCUAAGGAGUAAAUUGCCAAUUUCGACAGACUCAAGCCAAAAAAUAAACAUUCCUAUUUCCCUAGUGUUGCAGAUCUAGGACCGGUUUGCUAGUGUUCCCAUUUCCUUUUAUCUUGGCCUGCCAUGACACAGCUCUAUUGAGAUUAUAUGGGCCCUACCAGAUAUAUAUCAUAGAAUCAGAAUCGUAAGUACUUCACUGUCCCUCCAUCCCCACCUUUCACAAUUAUCACAAUGACAUCCUAAACUAGCCAGUGAGGGGCAGGGUUUGGGCUGCAACAUAAAAGUGCUUGAGGUGGACAUCUUCCAGAAACUCAGUUCCUUAUACCACCUUCAGAUUUUUGAAAGUACGUUGAACUCACUGUAGAUAAUUUUAGCCCAGGGUACAAAUCAAUAUGAAACACAUAAAUGAUCACUGUGGUGCUCAUUACCCACUAAAGUUUAAAAGGAUGUUUUUAUUCUUUCACUCCUAUAAAAUGUGGUUACAAAUUCUAUUGGAUAAGUAACUUGUCUUGUUUACCCAAAGGAAAAUAAUUGACGGAACCCUUAAUCGCCAAAACUGUUCUGUUGAAGGUCUUUUGGCCUGCCAUUAUAAGUGAUUCUCAGUACCUUCCAAGUUCUAAACUUCAGCUGUCCAUGGUUUGUGAAGUUGCAUCCAGUCUAUUGACUAUCCUAACAUGAAUCUUGUGUUGUUAUUUUGCCUUUUUUGCUAGCAGAUCAUACAUUUCCCCCUCCUGUUGGUUUGAAGGGCUGUAACUGCAUCAAGCUGUUUAACAAAUGUUAAUUGUUUGAAAAUGUGACUCUAGCUUUAAAACUCCCAUUCCCUUUGCAAGUGCUGUAUUCUUAAAGGUGAAGCAUUCCUGAAUGACUUGUUUAAAGGCAGUGUCUGCCAAUGAGUGCAUGUGCGUGUAUGUAACACUAUUAUUAUUAUCAUUAUUACUGGUGUGGCCCUCAAGUUGGGUGGAAGAGCAAUUCCAUAAGUUCCUAUUUGGAUAGGGUGACAUGCUGAAUAUCUUAAUUACAUAUCAUGUGAUCACAAAAAGGAACAAAUGUAGCAGAUUGCCUUGAUGGAAAGAAAUGAUGACAGUUGGGACACACUUUCCAUCAUUCAGAAGAUACUUUGUCCUUUCCUACUACUUGACUAUUUUUAAAAAGGACUGAAGUGAAAAAUUACCAUGUUUAUAUAUAUUUUUUCUUCCUUUUCUCCAUUGCAAAAUGAUACUCAGUAUGUUCUGCAUAUGCACUCCAUGAUGAUACUGAGAGUGUUCACCAUAAAUACGUAUGGUUUAUUCCAACCUAGUGGACACCUAAAAAUCAGAUUUCAUUGGGGAGUUUUGUAGGUUGAUGCACUGGCCAAAAAGCGGGCACCAUCUUUCAGCUAUUUGGAGGGAGGUGGGGCAGGACCUUAGGACCAAAAGCUGCAAGAAGUACAAACCAAGAAGCCAGCUGACGAAGGCAGGUGGGUGGGUGUUUAUCUUGGUAGGGUCACUUGCCAGUUCUAAGAGAGUUCUGAAUGUGGCUAAAGAGUUCUACGUGUGUGUGUGUGUGUGUGUGUGUGUCUGUGUUGUGUAUGCCAGGUGGUAUCGUGCAUUAGUAGGCAACUGACAUAGUUGUAAGUGUGGUUUUUAAAAGUAUAAAAUAAAAACUCACUUGCACGGGAUGAAGAGUACAGAAAUGACACUUGUGAAGGUAACACUGUAGUUUAUAGAUCUUUUAAGCUGCUAAUUGUUGAGAGGGAUUGACAUUUGUCUUGUCUGGUUAGUCACAGGUUUGUCUGUGACUCAUACUGUAUAUAAAAUUAAAUAAAAACCUCAAAUACAAAA
Messenger RNA from Elgaria multicarinata webbii, 6656 nucleotides. RefSeq names its product transmembrane and coiled-coil domain family 1 (gene TMCC1). Bases 459 to 2390 code for a protein of 643 amino acids. Lineage: Eukaryota; Metazoa; Chordata; Lepidosauria; Squamata; Anguidae. The transcript has 6 exons. Gene Ontology annotation, cellular component: endomembrane system. The record is from RefSeq and is a predicted model, not a curated record. Gene Ontology annotation, biological process: membrane fission; endosome membrane tubulation; endosome fission.